Molecule: messenger RNA, 3521 nt
Organism: Ceutorhynchus assimilis (cabbage seed weevil)
Lineage: Eukaryota; Metazoa; Arthropoda; Insecta; Coleoptera; Curculionidae
Source: the annotation of a GenBank genome assembly
CAAAACAUAGCAAGAUGAAACGUGUGUUUAUAAUCCCACUUAUUUUGUUGAAAUUUUGUGAUAUUUCUUGCGAUGACACUCUUGUUACAGUCAAACAAGGAACCCUUAGAGGUAGCUUUUUGACGACCACGACAAAUUUCAGAUUUAGAGCUUUUCAAGGAAUUCCUUAUGCAGCACCACCAAUCGGUUCUUUGAGAUUUUUGGCUCCCGAAGAACCUAGACCAUGGAAAGGUAUUUUAGACGCUACUAAAAAUACUAUUGUAUGCUAUACUUUGAAAUCUGACACUCUUGGGGAAAGUGAGGACUGUUUGCAUCUGAAUGUUUACACGCCUGUUUUAAGCAACAGAAAUGCGACUAAACUUCCAGUUUUACUCUGGAUCCAUGGUGGAGGCUUUAGUCAUGGAAAUGCACUUUAUAGCAACUUUGGACCGGAUUUUUUGAUUGAAAAGGAUAUUGUUAUUGUAACUAUUAGUUACAGAUUGGGUCCUUUUGGAUUUCUGGCCGCUGGAGACACCAUUAUACCCGGUAAUGCAGGCCUUAAGGAUCAAGCUGCGGCAAUCAAAUGGACUUUUGAAAAUAUCGAGUCUUUUGGAGGAGAUCCAUCAGCAAUUACUAUAGCAGGACAAAGCGCUGGCGCUUCCUCGGUGGGAUACCAACUUUUGCAUGAGAAAAAUAAAGGAUUAUUUAGAGGAGCUGUGUUGGAAAGUGGCACACCAUUAAAUUUCUGGAGCUACCUUUCAACGGACAGUUCAAGAGACUAUGUUUUUGAUUUGGCCAAGCAAAUUAAUGCUUCUAUAGAUUUCAAAAAUAGUUCCGAGCUAGUUUUAGAAUUUCUACAAAAUGUAGAUGCUGAAGCAAUUAAAGAAGGUUCUGCAUAUACAAAAAUAGCAAGGCCAUUGCCUGUUAUUGAACCCAUACAUGAUAAUGCAUUCUUAACCGAAAGCCAGUAUCAAUUGCUAAAAACUGGUGAUUUUAUUCAGGUACCUAUUUUGAUCGGUACUAAUUCGGAAGAGGAGAUUCAUAAAGCUAAAGAUUUAAUUAAUUUGAAGAAGGAAUUGGAUCAAUUCGAAAGCAACCCUGAAAAGUUUAUUCCAAGUGAUUUUGUCGUAAAAGAUGGAGUGAAUAGAAGUGAAGUUGGGAAAGCUAUUAGAAAUUUAUAUUUGCAAGAUGUACCUGAAGACUCAAAGAUGGGCCAUAUUGUCAAAUACCUAAGUCAUUUCCAGUUUACCACCGCAGUUAUAAAACAUGCCGAUUUGGUUUCAAAUUACAUCGAUGUAUUUUUCUAUGUGUUUUCUUAUGAUGGCCCGAUGGGAAAUGUGAAUGUAACGAUAAAAGGUGCUGAUAAAAUCGAUCAUGCAGAAGAUCCAAAAUAUUUAUUUUUGAAAUUUGAUAAGAGCUACUCAAACACGGAUUUAUCCAAAUUUCCUGAAAGUGAUAUAAUAACACAUAAAAGGCUGAUAAGCCUAUGGAGCAAUUUUGUUAAGUAUUUGCAUCCAACACCAGAAAUUUCUGCGUUGCUACAAAAUAUUACUUGGCCCAAAUUUAAGUUACACGAUCAUAAAUAUGUGGAUAUAGGAAGAAAUUUGGAAGUGAAUAAGAAUCCUAAAAGCCCAUAUUAUAAAACAUGGGUGGAGUUUUAUGAAAAUUGGGCGAAGAAACCAUUUAUAACAUUCUAAUAGUUUUUUAACAAUUUUUAAACUAUUCACAUAUUAUUUCAAUAAAAAUAUUUUUAUUUUUGUUUUAUCUUUUAAGUGAAUGGGCAACGUUGAAUAAAUGUUUGUAAGAUUUUCCAAUAUAAUAAUAACACUUUCAAGUGUCGUCAAUCAAAUACCUACUAAUAGAUAUUUAUUUUAUUAGGAUUAUAAGUGUCACUUAUGUGUGACGCCGCGUAUGGAAAUGAAGAAUCAAAUCUAUGAAGAAUAUACUCCGAAUGAAAUACAAUAUUUCAUUUUCAAACGAUCCUGUUUCGAAAUAGUGCACAAUUUUUAAUUUUAAUUAGGUAUACCUGUAUGUACUGGUGAAGUAUCUUAUGUCGCUAUGUCUAGACUUUUUAACUUUUAAUUUUUUAAGAGUGGGGCAAGAAGUGAAGUUAAAAACUAUCGUGCAAUUUCAAAAGUAUGUUUGUUCAGUAAGAUAGUUGAGCAGAUUGUAACUGCUAAAAUUACUCCUCUGCUAGAACCACACAUUAAUCAAAGUCAGCAUGGUUUUUUUAGUGGAAGAUCCACUGUAAGUAACUUGCUGGAGUAUACUGAAUACUUGUCUAGGGCCUUGGAGGCUCUCAGUCAGGUUGAUGCAAUCUACACGGAUUUCUCCAAGGCCUUUGACAAGGUUGAUCAUAAAAUUCAUUUACACAAGUUGUCACUGUAUGGACUAUUUGGAUCUUUUCUUAAAUGGUUAGAAAGUUAUGUAUCGGAAAGAUUUCAAAUUGUAUCUAUUAAUAAUUGUCUGUCCUUUUCCAUAAAGGCUUGUUCAGGGGUGCCUCAGGGUGGACAUCUAUCACCAUUGUUAUUCAAUCUAUUCAUCAAUGAUUUGUGUCAAUGCAUACAAAAUACCACUUUUUUACUUUUUGCUGAUGAUUUCAAAUUGUUUUCAAUGGUUAAUGAGAUAACAGACUGUCAUGGAGUUCAACAAGAUCUUGAGCGUUUUAGUUUGUGGUGCUCAAAUAAUUGUUUAUCCUUGAACACAGACAAGUGUAAUGUUAUGAGAUUUUUUAGGGUGCAGAAUCCAAUAAUAUUUGAUUACUCUGUCAACAAUGUAAUAAUUAAUAGUGUUGACAGAAUCAAGGAUCUUGGUGUAUUUUUUGACCAUAAAAUGGACUUUAGUAUUCAUAUUGGAAACAGCUACAAUAAAUGUUUAAGAUUAUUAGGGUUUAUGUCUCACACUUUGGAGGAGGUAAAUAACAUUUAUUGUUUCAAGUUAUUGUACUGUUCCUUAAUUCGUUCUAUUGUUGAAUAUGCCAGUCCUGUCUGGAAUCCGCAUUAUCUUAAAUACAGGGAAAUUCUAGAAAAAAUACAGAGAAGAUUUUUACGAAUUAUUAAUUACAAACUUAAAAUACCGAAACAAGAUAUUAAUUAUGUCUCCCUGCACAGUUUAUUAAAUUUGGACUCCUUAGAGAAUAGAAGAUUUAUGUUAGACGUUAGAUUUCUGUUCAAACUGAUGAAUAACAAUGUGGAUAGUCCAAGAUUACUAGAAUUGGUUUCUCUAGAAGUUCCUCAAAGGACAACAAGAAAUUUUUCAUUGUUCCAUAUUGAUUUUCAUAGAACUAAUUAUGGAAUGAACUCGCCUUUGAACAGAAUGGCUAGUUUAAUAAACCAAUUAGAUAUUGAUAUAUUUAAUGUAUCUCUUAGACAGUUCAAUAGAACAGUAAAUGAGUUCCUAAAAAAUAGAAUUUAAGUUUGUUGUUAAAAUAAAAUUAAAAUAGUUUUUGUUAAGUUUAUACCUAUGAAAUAGAUUUUUAUGAAAUUAUUGUAAAAACAUUUAUUGUUCAAAUGUAAAUGGUAUAUCCGUUGAAAUAAAUAAAU